AUGAAGCUCUCUUCUCUCUUCAAGACCUCAUCAGAAAGUAGUUCAUCUUAUUCUCCAUGGCCAUGGCCACUGCCAGCUUGUGGCAAACCUAAAACCCUAUCUUUUAGAGCAGAAGAAAACAUUUUCAAGACCCUAAACUCUACUUAUCAGCUUGAUGACAUGACUAGUUAUAGUCUUGAAGAUCAUGAGUUCUUCAGUGAAUCUGAACGAAGCUUUUCUAAUACUACUAUUGAUGCUUCAGAGCUCUCUAUUGGUCACCAUGAUUACAUAGAGACAGUAAUCAGAGGGCUGAGAUUAGAGAAAGAGAGACUAUUUUUUGAGCCAGAAAAGACAAGUUCUAUUAUACUUGAAGAAACCAACAAGAAUAUUAAUGAUGAAGAAGAAGAAGAAGAAGGUAAUAAUAUUACUCCACUAUUCAAGGAGAGUACUGUACUAAUGGCAUUGGAUUCAAAGGAUCCUUUUGUGGAUUUUAGAAAAUCAAUGGAGGAAAUGGUGGAAGCUUAUGGGAUUCAAGAUUGGGAGAAUCUUGAAGAGCUUUUGACUUGUUAUUUGAAGGUUAAUUGCAAAAGUAACCAUGGUUAUAUUGUUGGUGCUUUUGUUGACUUAUUGGUUAGUCUUUCUUUUACUAGUGAGAAUAUUAAUAGUGGUUCUUCUUCUUCUUCUUCUUCGUGUGCAAUAAUGGCCACUAUUGUUGAGGAAAAUUGUUUAUCUUCAACAAUUACUAGCCAUUCUUUCACAUCUCCAUUGUCAUUUUGUUCUUCUAUUUCAUCUACUACUAGUACUAGUGCUUGUUUGUCCUUGUUAUUAGAAGAAGCUGAGAUUAUUCAGCAAAAUGUUGAUAGCAGUACUGCUUCAUCCUCUCAUAUUUGA
Molecule: messenger RNA, 870 nt
Organism: Nicotiana attenuata
Lineage: Eukaryota; Viridiplantae; Streptophyta; Magnoliopsida; Solanales; Solanaceae
Product: transcription repressor OFP15-like
Exons: 1
Coding region: 1-870 (289 amino acids)
Biological process (GO): negative regulation of DNA-templated transcription
Source: RefSeq, a predicted model, not a curated record